GGCACUGACUGGCAUCACUGCUGGGCACUGACUGGCGGCACUGACUGGCACAACCCCUGUGCACUGACUGGUGGCACUGACUGGCAGCACUGCUGGGCUGCACUGGUGGGUGGCACUGGUGGGCAGCACUGGUGGGUGGGCACAGGUGGGUGGCACUGGUUGGCACAGGUGGGUGGCACUGGUGGGCACAGGUGGGUGGCACUGCUGGGCACAUGUAGGUGGCACUUCUGGGCACAGGUAGAGUGGCACAGGUGGGUGCACUGCUGGGCACAGGUGGGGGCACUGCUGGGCACAGGUGGGUGCACUGCUGGGCACGGGUGG
Staurois parvus is the source of this 321-nucleotide messenger RNA. NCBI's taxonomy places the organism in Eukaryota, Metazoa, Chordata, Amphibia, Anura, Ranidae. The record is from the annotation of a GenBank genome assembly.